AGACAUAAAUCAAGAACCAGCAACAGACUCUGCUUCCUUUCAGGCCGACCGCAGGAGGCCCAUUACCAGGAUGGCGCCCCUGAUGGCCAAGUUCGAGGAGAUGCUGCACAAGUUGAAUGUCAAGCUGCGGCACUCGAAGGGCUCGAAGUCAGGCCUAGGAAGUCCAGGUCCAGGUCCAGGCCUAGACGGCACAGGCGGAAGCCAGCAAUCUCUGCAGACUAACCCCUCAGAACCUCCAGACCCUCCCGAACUCUCGCAACCUGCACAUCUCCAGGUCGCACAGCAGGCCUUUAGGGUUCGAUUCGGUCUUUCCCUCCCUUCCAGGAAAUCCAAAGCCAGAAAGAGGAAGUCGUCGCCGCAUCUCGUCGUUUUGACAACUUCCACGGUGACCCAAGCGUCCAUUUCGAGUAGCGCCAGCGCAGGCAACCUGCAGCCCUCUCCCGGGGACAGCGGUAAUAAUCUCGGAAGUCAAAACCUUGCUGCCGAUCUCGCGGAUACGUGCGGCUCAUCGACUUUGACCCAAGGUCACACCCCGGCAACCUCGCCGCUCUCUCUCGCGCCAGCCGAGCCAAUGGAGCCAAACCUGGCUACGGGUCUGCCCAAAGGGAGCGCCCGGGGCUCAAAGGCGAGCUGCUUCACUGGGCAGCCAUUGAGCGCCAUCUGGAAUCCCGAAUCGGGCAAGCCGCUGCCUUUGGGCACCGAUACCGACCUUGAGGCCUAUAGCCACUUUCUCGCCGGUGCGGCCUGCAGCAAGUGCGAUGCCGAUGUCUCCCCACAGGUGCGAGAUUUUGUUGGCCGUACCAAGGUCAUGAUGAGGGAUGGCAUUGUUAGUCCAUGGGUCCGGUGCUCCAGCUGCAAGUUUAUGUGCUGCAUCAGCUGCGGCGCCGGCGAUAAGACGAUCCGCAGUCUUGGUUGCUCGGCGUCUGCAAAUUCGACGCACAAGAUCACCUGGUGCUGCGAUGACGGCCGCCUGUUCCUCGUCUGGACUCUCCUAUGCGGCACAACCGAAAUUAAGAAGCCUGGCCUGGCCUUGGAAGUUGAUCCAAGCUCGUCGAGUAAGCCAUCAACCUCAGUCAAGGACAGGCUGCGAUCUCGUACCGGGGUGGCCAAGGUUAACGGCUCGGACAACAACCCCAUCCCCAGCUCCCCAAAAGUGCUCAAGAUGCCGACGCUGCCAAUGAUUCCAACGAACUUGGGAGCCGACGGUAAUCUACUCCCUCUGUCACCAGGAACCGGGUAUGGCGGUAACAGCGACAUUCUCCCUCCGUUAACGAUUGGGGUUCUACCAUCAGCCAAGAGCUUACUGGCAACAUCAUCCAAGGAGGAUCCCAAGCUGAGCGACGAGAUGAAGGUCUUGCGAGACUAUAUGACGUGCCUCUGUCAUGUCCUGCCGAGAGAUGAGCGAGUCCAACGCAGGGCCUGGGAAUUUGACGACCACCAUCACCCCCUCGUCUCGGCCAUGAUUGUGCGGAGCCCACUCCUGCCUAAGAUGUGCGAGCUGUUGCGCAACGACUCGAUUGAAGAAAUCGGGAAGCAGCCCGAUGUGUACAGCGCCAUGAUCGGCUUGAUUGAUGUCGUGGGGUCUCAUCCUUCCACAGCUCCCCUCCUGUAUCAAGACCGUUUCUUCUACUCGCCGGAAAAGCAACUCGGCCCUGUCACCAUCUGGCCUACGCCGACCCGCCGCUUCCUCCGCAGCCAUGCCGCAGCUGGCAAGGAUAACACUGGCCAGCCCAUCAUCACCAUCCUGGAAAAGCUGGCCAUACCGUGCCGCUUUUUCAGGGACACGGCCGCAGUGAACAUGAAAGAAUUCAACGCCCAGCAAGACCAGCGCCUCAUCAAGGUAACGGCGCGCGUCUGCGCCGUGGCCGAGUCCCAGGCUCUCGCGCGGCCGACCUAUGCGCCGGCGGUGGAGAAGGCGCUGCCACUGCCAUCGGCACAGCGCCAAGCACAGGACGAGAUCGAGCGCUUCCACCGGUCGCAUUGUGUUGGCGAGAUAGCCGACGAGAAGAUUGUUGGAUGCAGCCACUUCUACCACGAGGCCAACAAGAUGGACCCGGGCAAGAUGCCCAAGGGCCGCAUGAAGAAGCUGGUCGCCCAGCUGGCCUCGCUGCAGACGGACCUGCCUAAGGGUAUCUACGUCCGCCACGGCAGCUCGCGGCUCGACGUCAUGCGUAUCAUUGUCACGGGCCCGGCCGACACCCCAUACGAGCUCGGCCUCUUUGAGUUUGAUUUGUUCUGCAACCAGAACUUCCCCGUACACCCCCCCAAGAUGCACUUUCGGACGACUGGGCGCGGGAGAGUCGCGUUUAAUCCAAACCUCUAUACGAAUGGCAAAGUUUGUUUCUCACUUCUGGGCACGUGGAACGGCCCGACAUGGCAGCCAGAACGCUCCACCUUAUUGCAGCUCUUGGUGUCCAUACAGGCCAUGAUAUUCACCGCAGAACCGUGGUACAACGAGCCUGGCCGCGAGAAGCUGAUGGACAAGGUCAGCUCCGAUACCUACAACCGCCUCAUCGAGAAGAACACGGCCGAGUACGCCAUGACGGCCUGGCUGGACAACCGCCUGACCCCUCUCGACCCCAUCACACCCGCCGCGCCGACCACAGGCCCAGACCCGGGCGAAGGCGAACAGAGCAUCCCCUCCAACACCGAGCCUGAUUCGCACGUCACGAUCAGCCACGGGGCGAAGCUCGGACUCAACGCCCACCACCAGCUGCUAGCCUCUGAGCCAUCGGGGUCGACCCCGUGGGGUGUCAUGCCGAAAGCCGUCGCGGCCAAGAAGACGGAGGAGAAGCGUAAGGUGCAGAAGCAAAUGCAGAAGUACCCCAUGGACAAGGAGCCUGAGCCGCGGUCCGAGGAACUGCGCAGCCGCUGCCUGCGCGAACAAUCGGGCGACGACGAGAUCUGGGGCUCCGUCAUUCGCCACCACUUCUGGGUCCACGCGCCCCAUAUCAUGGCCCUGCUCUCCGCGCGUGCCUCCCUGUCCCGAGUGGACGAGAGGCUCCGCGCCGGCAUGGACCUCAUCCUCACGGGGCGUGGUUUCUUGCCCCCUCCCGCACCGGUGGCCCUUGCCUCGGGAGGACACAAUAGCUACUGAUAGAGAGCAUUAGGUAGUCGGUAGGUGGUUGCGCCUUGGGAAGUGUUUGGGCUGGGGAUGGUUUUUCUUUUUCUUUUUUUGUUGUGGCCUUUAUUAAUCGGGAAAGCGGUCAUGUUCAGGGGGGGGAUAGCCAAUCCCCCCUUUUACGUCUCUCGCUCGUUGCUUGCGCCAGCACUUUGCCGCAUUCGCCUUACCGCCUCUGAGGCUUAUUUCAAUUCUUUGAUUUUUUUAAUAUUUUGUGCUAGCUGUAGAAUUCAACCAGCCCCAGCGUUGCUAAA
This is a messenger RNA of Lasiosphaeria miniovina, 3375 nucleotides long. RefSeq lists its product as uncharacterized. Bases 71 to 3097 code for a protein of 1008 amino acids. Lineage: Eukaryota; Fungi; Ascomycota; Sordariomycetes; Sordariales; Lasiosphaeriaceae. The record is from RefSeq and is a predicted model, not a curated record. The transcript has 6 exons.